AAACAAGAAGGUGCCAAGGUUGCACAAGAUGAGAAGAAAGCAUCCGCCUUAGUCUCUUCUGAGACGACCGAUAACAAGCCAAAGUGUGGGGGAGGAGAUUCUGUGGCAGCCCCGGCGGCGGUGGUUGCCUCUGCGUUUGUUUACAAAGUGGAUAUGCACUGCGAAGGCUGCGCGAAGAAGAUCAAGCGAAUGGUGAAGCACUUCGCCGGAGUGAAAGAUGUGACGAUGGAUAUGGGUGGGAACAAGCUCAUGGUGGUCGGGAAGAUCGAUCCGAUGAAACUCCAGGAGAAGUUGGAGGAAAGAAUGAAGAGAAAGGUGGUACUGGCCAACCCACCGCCACCAUCACCGCCGAAAGUAGACGCAUCUACCGCCACCAGUGGAGAGAAGAAAGCCGAUGGUGUAGAUAAGGCGGCUCCUGCUCCUGCUCCUCCACCCCCGGCCGCUCCUAAAGAGAGCUCGGUUGCUUUGAAGAUCAGACUUCACUGCGAAGGAUGUAUUCAGAAAAUCAAGAAAAUAAUAUUGAAAAUUAAAGGCGUCCAAACGGUGGCUAUUGAUGCAGCCAAAGACACGGUGACUGUGAAAGGCACUAUGGAUGUUAAAGAACUUGUGCCUCUACUAGCUAAAAAGCUAAAACGAACCGUGGAGCCUCUUCUUCCGGCUAAAAAAGACGAUGGUGCCGCCCCUCCCGCCGCCAAGAAAGAAGUCCCAGCCGCUGGAGCUAACGAAGCAAAGAAGGAAGGAGGUGAAGUCGUAGAGAAGAAGCAAGAGGGUGGCGAUAAUAAGAAAGAAGCCGGAGAGAAAAAGAAAGAGGCUGGAGAUGGCGGAGAGAAGAAGAAAGAGGCUGUAGAGGGCGGAGAUAAGAAGAAAGAGGCCGGAGACGGUGAGAAGAAGGAAGGUGGCGGCGUAGGAGGA
Brassica oleracea var. oleracea is the source of this 912-nucleotide messenger RNA. RefSeq lists its product as uncharacterized. Gene Ontology annotation, molecular function: metal ion binding. The record is from RefSeq and is a predicted model, not a curated record. NCBI's taxonomy places the organism in Eukaryota, Viridiplantae, Streptophyta, Magnoliopsida, Brassicales, Brassicaceae.